GGUCGAGUACAUUAGCUAGGUAUGUCGUUUCCACUUCCCUUUUGCAUCUAUUCAUCUAUUCACCCUUUAUGUAUUUACACAUCUUCCCUUUGGUGCACAAUACCACAUUAAACCCCUCCCCCUCUUUCCUUUCUCAUAUCGACCGAGGUCAAGGUUAUCUGCCUGAAUAAUGAGGCAAGAACCACCAGAAAAACCCCUCAACACCAUAAACCAGCCAUAAACGUAAAACUACCCCAUCUCAGAACUGUAAAAGCACCCGUACACGUAACAGAACGUAUUGACAAAUUAAACGGAUAUACACAAAACCAAAAUACAAGAAACCCAAUACUCUACUCCGUUCCAUGGAACCAUCACCCUUCUAGUCUUCUAGAAUGCGCAAUCCCCCAUACAAACGACACGUGUGAACCAAGAAACUAGGGAAGAUCCGCUGCCAACAAUGCCAUUUGUCGCGCCAAAAUAAGAAAAUGGUCUGCAGAUGGGACAAAAAUAAAAUUAAAAAAAGAAUAAAUAAAUGAAAGGGGCGGCUAGAGAGAAAGAGGGAGGAGGAGGGCCAGCCAGACGAGGUCCCCGAGAGCAGUUAUUACCCACAUACAAAUCUGCAAUCACUGAUCGACAGCAUAUAAUCAAACUAACCACAGAUUUGCACCGCCACUUGCGAUCCCAAUUGAGUGUUCAAGAGUCAAGACCCUGCCAACCGGGUAAUUUCAUCGCUUCAACCAGGGAAACCAAGACACUGGAUCCUCGCUUGUCAUUUCCGUGUUCAGGGACUUGUGACGUUCUAGAAGACGUGUUAUCCGUGGCUCGUACCAUGGUUGAGAGGGUUGCUUUGAUAAUGGCUUUCUUUCUGCACGGGAGUCCCGGGCGUUCGGGUCUAAAUCUACGCGUGGCUAAUUUUUUUUGGCUUAUCUCUGGAUUUCUUUUUGGUGGGUUGAGAUUAUUCAUGCAAAAUUUCAAGUAAAAUUACCAGGAAAGAAACAAGAAACAUGGGUUGGUUUUUCUUUGCCCCUCUCCCGAGUCGAGAAGAGAACGUAGACUGAAGAUCCUGACGCAAUCCCCAUCAUCACAGGUCUCAUUCGCUACCGAGGAAAUUCUGCCUGAAUACCGGCUUUCCAACCUGCCUCGGGACAUGCCAUGACAGGCGACUCCAGUCGCCCACUUGGAACGUUGCGCACUAUUGAAUUCGGGGACUGGGGCGUUGGAGCACUUUGACGGGAAUGGGGGGCGUUAUCGGACAUCCCGUAGUCUGUAUGGGGCUUGCUUGGUCGAUUUUCCCUGUGCUUGUAAGCAUUUAUAAUCACGCGCACUUGGUUUAAUUGCUUAAUUUAAAAGCGUGCUAUUUUUGGACAGUGCGUUCGGGAAUUGGCUGGUUCGGUAUUUGGCUGCUUCUUUUUUGGGUUCUUUUCUUCUUUUCUUCUGUCUAUUGGAAUUAUAGUCUUGGUUUAAUUUAAUUUAACGUAGUUUGAUUCAUAUUUUUGGGGGGUUAUUUUU
Molecule: messenger RNA, 1488 nt
Organism: Aspergillus pseudonomiae
Lineage: Eukaryota; Fungi; Ascomycota; Eurotiomycetes; Eurotiales; Aspergillaceae
Exons: 1
Coding region: 512-958 (148 amino acids)
Source: RefSeq, a predicted model, not a curated record